This is a messenger RNA of Delphinapterus leucas (beluga whale), 759 nucleotides long. The record is from RefSeq and is a predicted model, not a curated record. NCBI's taxonomy places the organism in Eukaryota, Metazoa, Chordata, Mammalia, Artiodactyla, Monodontidae.
AUGAAGGCUCUCCCCCACCAGAAUGAACUCUUCCUGCUUGCCAGUGGGGAGGGAGAGCAUUUGGCCAGCCAGAGCACGGCCACUGCCAGGAAGCACAGUGUCAUUCCAGCCUCCUGGCAGGCCCAACCUAAACUCCAGAAAAGCCGACAAAGGGACAAAGGAGUGGUUCCAGGGAAGACCUCUGGCCUGACUCGACAGCUCUGGAACCCACAGUCUUUGGCUGCUGCCCUGGGCCUGCCCUCUGCCUGUCCCUCUGUCUCAUGUGGCCAAACCCCCCAAGCUGCCACAGCUCUGGUGGAUUUUCCCACUGCCCUCACCAUCCUGCUGAAGUGGCCAGUCCUCACGAAGUGCCAGCUACUGCUCCUGGAGUCCCUUAUGCAGCCGAAGAUUGCACACCUGAAGUGGGGCCUCUCCCAGCAGAUCCUAGAAUCCUACUUGCACUUUAACUUCUUAGCACCAUGCCCACUGCCCCUUGAGGGGGUGAGGCUCCCUGGGUUACACAAGGCCUGUGAGCUGCAGGGGCAGCAGGAAAGGCAUUGUGGGGCCCAGGGCCCCAGGCCAGGCCUUAAGUCCCCAGAGAGGUCCCAGAGCGUUCGGCGCCAAGAAAGGAAAAGCUCAAAACGUCCUACGCAGGCCAGAGCUCUGGAGAAGCGUAGACCACACCAGACAGAGCCAAUGGGCGUUUCUAUCCAUCCUGAAAAGCCUAAGAGAACACCUUCAGCUCCAAAAGGAGUCUGCACUCUGCUGCAGCAAGGCUGA